Molecule: messenger RNA, 2098 nt
Organism: Fukomys damarensis (Damara mole-rat)
Lineage: Eukaryota; Metazoa; Chordata; Mammalia; Rodentia; Bathyergidae
Gene: Lhx3
Product: LIM homeobox 3
Exons: 7
Coding region: 1-1308 (435 amino acids)
Biological process (GO): regulation of transcription by RNA polymerase II; neuron differentiation
Cellular component (GO): nucleus
Molecular function (GO): DNA-binding transcription factor activity, RNA polymerase II-specific; RNA polymerase II transcription regulatory region sequence-specific DNA binding
Source: RefSeq, a predicted model, not a curated record
AUGCUGCUGGAAACGGAGCUUGACCAGGGCGGGGACACCCUGUGCACCUUCGGGGGAACACGGGGGGUGACUCAGACGCGAGUGGCGCUGGGAGACCAGGGUGGCGUCCGGCCCUCGCGGGGUCAGGUGGCCAUCAUCGCGAAGCCUCCUGAGCGCGAAGUUCCCGAGGCCAAACCUCAGGAGAUCCCGCUGUGCGCCGGCUGCGACCAGCACAUCCUGGACCGCUUCAUCCUGAAGGCGCUGGACCGGCACUGGCACGGCAAGUGCCUCAAGUGCAGUGACUGCCACGCGCCGCUGGCCGAGCGCUGCUUCAGCCGGGGCGAGAGCCUGUACUGCAGGGACGACUUCUUCAAGCGCUUCGGGACCAAGUGCGCCGCGUGCCAGCUGGGCAUCCCGCCCACGCAGGUGGUGCGCCGUGCCCAGGACUUCGUGUACCACCUGCAUUGCUUCGCCUGCGUGGUGUGCAAGCGGCAGUUGGCCACGGGCGACGAGUUCUACCUCAUGGAGGACAGCCGGCUGGUGUGCAAAGCAGACUAUGAGGCCGCCAAGCAGCGAGGUGGGAGGGAGGAGGCCGAGGCCACCGCCAAGCGGCCGCGCACGACCAUCACAGCCAAACAGCUGGAGACGCUGAAGAGCGCGUACAACACCUCGCCCAAGCCCGCGCGACACGUGCGCGAGCAGCUGUCCUCUGAGACCGGGCUGGACAUGCGCGUGGUGCAGGUCUGGUUCCAGAACCGCCGGGCCAAGGAGAAGAGGCUGAAAAAGGACGCAGGCCGGCAGCGCUGGGGACAGUACUUCCGCAACAUGAAGCGAUCCCGCGGCAACUCCAAGUCAGACAAGGACAGCAUCCAGGAGGGGCAGGACAGCGACGCCGAGGUCUCCUUCAGUGAGGAGCCAACCCUGGCAGAAAUGGGCCCUGCCAACAGCCUAUACAGCAGCCUGGGGGAGCCCACCCCACCCCUGGGCCGGCCCCCGACUGCCCUGGGCAGCUUCGCGCUAGAGCACGGCGGUCUGGCAGGCCCGGAACCAUACCGAGAGCUGCGCCCUGGCAGCCCCUAUGGCAUCCCCCCGUCACCUGCUGCCCCGCAGAGCCUCCCUGGCCCCCAGCCCCUGCUGUCCAGUCUGGUGUACCCCGACACCAGCCUAGGCCUCGUGCCCUCAGGAGUCCCAGGCAGCACCCCAGCCAUAAGGGGGCUGGCGGGGAACGGACCCAGCUCCGACCUGUCCACGGGGAGCAGCGGGGGUUACCCUGACUUCCCUGCCAGCCCGGCCUCCUGGUUGGACGAGGUGGAUCAUGGUCAGUUCUGACGGAGGCCCGGCCACCACCAGCACUGGAUGUGAGGGGAGUGGCACUGUCCCCCAGGACCUCGGAGGGAGGCUGAGGACAUCCCCAGAGUACUGGUGUCUGCAGAGCCCGUCGCCUGACUCUCCUCAGCCCCUGGGCAGAAGGACAAAAGGACUGAAAGGACGCCAGAGGCAGGCAUGGCUACCUAAGGCUGUGCAGGAGCUGGGCCUGAGGCUGUGCUUUGUGAGCCAAUCUCUCCUUGGAGUACCUGAGCAUUUGCUGCUGGUUCAGCCCUGAAACACCUGGGGGUGUGCCUCAGUCUGACCUGCGACCCGCAUUUGGAAAUGCUUUCAGUCUGACUGUAAAUUUCCCCAGCUCCAAAUGUUGGUCCUUGACCCAUGGGGUGGGAAACCCACCCGCUUGUCCAGGCUGGGGUGGGAGGGGCCAUGCAGGUGUCCUCUGUGGCCAUGGACAAGACCCUGGAGGCCUGUCCUCUCCCUGGGCUCCCUGUCACCAGCUCCCCUCCCCCAGGUCUCUAUAGCCUUCCAUGGUAUUGAGCACCCUACUGGGGAGGUGGGGAUUCCUGGGGCCUCCCACGGAGCCCCCAGAUUGUACAGCGUCCAGGUUCUGCCCGGGGCUCUGUUUCCAAUCCGUGGGCCCUCUGGAGCCUUCCACCUGCGCUGGGAGAGGUGGAUGGAGGCGGGGCGGGGCUCCUCCAGGCGAUUCUGGGAGGUGCCGGCAGCCCAGCCUAGGUCGGAGUCAUUCCCAAAACAAAAAUCGGGCUACCUGUUGGUUCUGUGAACGUCCUGUGAC